AUGUCUAUGGGUCUGGAAAGAUGAUUUAAUUCAACAAAUGCUAAAGAUAUAGGUACAUUGUAUUUAAUAUUCGCCCUUUUCUCUGGAUUAUUAGGUACAGCCUUUUCAGUGUUAAUUAGACUUGAACUUAGUGGGCCAGGGGUUCAAUAUAUUUCUAAUAAUCAAUUAUAUAACAGUGUAAUUACAGCUCACGCUAUAUUAAUGAUAUUCUUCAUGGUUAUGCCUGCAUUAAUAGGUGGGUUUGGUAAUUUUUUAAUGCCUUUAAUGGUAGGUGGUCCAGAUAUGGCAUUCCCUAGAUUAAAUAAUAUAAGUUUCUGAUUAUUACCCCCUAGUUUAAUAUUAUUGGUAUUUUCUGCCAUAAUUGAAGGUGGAGUAGGUACAGGUUGAACACUUUAUCCUCCAUUAUCAGGAUUACAAAGUCAUAGCGGACCAAGUGUAGAUCUUGCUAUUUUUACUUUACAUUUAACAGGGGUAAGUAGUUUAUUAGGAUCGAUAAAUUUUAUAACAACAAUUGUAAAUAUGAGAACACCAGGAAUAAGAUUACAUAAAUUAGCAUUAUUUGGAUGAGCAGUAGUUAUAACAGCAGUAUUACUUUUAUUAUCAUUACCUGUAUUAGCUGGUGGUAUAACUAUGGUGUUAACAGAUAGAAAUUUUAAUACAUCAUUCUUUGAAGUAGCUGGUGGAGGAGAUCCUAUAUUAUUCCAACAUCUUUUCUGAUUCUUCGGACACCCUGAAGUUUAUAUAUUAAUUGUGCCUGGUUUCGGUAUAAUUAGUACAACUAUAUCAACUAAUUCAAAUAAACCAAUAUUUGGUUAUAUAGGUAUGGUGUAUGCUAUGAUGUCUAUAGGAAUAUUAGGAUUUAUAGUAUGAAGUCAUCACAUGUAUACAGUAGGAUUAGACGUAGAUACAAGAGCCUACUUUACAGCUGCUACAUUAAUAAUUGCUGUACCUACAGGUAUAAAAAUAUUCUCAUGAUUAGCUACUUGCUAUGGAGGAUCUCUAAAAAUGACACCUUCUAUGUUGUUCUCAUUAGGUUUUGUAUUUAUGUUUACAAUAGGAGGAUUAAGUGGUGUUGUAUUAGCCAAUGCAUCACUUGAUAUAGCUUUCCACGAUACUUACUAUGUUGUUGCUCAUUUCCACUACGUUUUAAGUAUGGGAGCUGUAUUCGCAAUGUUUGCAGGAUGAUAUUUCUGAAUACCGAAAAUAUUAGGUUUAAAUUAUAACUUAAAUUUAGCUAAAGUUCAAUUCUGACUUUUAUUCAUAGGGGUUAAUCUUACAUUCUUCCCACAACAUUUCUUAGGUUUACAAGGAAUGCCUAGAAGAAUUAGUGAUUACCCUGAUGCUUUUGCAGGUUGAAAUUUAAUCAGUAGUAUAGGUUCUAUAGUAAGUGUAAUAGCUGCUUGAUUAUUCUUAUAUAUUGUAUAUUCACAACUAGUGGAAGGAAAAGUUGCAUCUAGAAAUCCUUGAUUAACUCCUGGAUUCUACACAGACGUACUGCAAGCGAAUUUAAAUAGAAGUUACACUAGCUUAGAGUGAGGAUUAUCAAGCCCACCUAAACCUCAUGCAUUUGUUAGUCUACCUUUACAAAGCUAA
Messenger RNA from Fusarium verticillioides 7600, 1593 nucleotides. NCBI's taxonomy places the organism in Eukaryota, Fungi, Ascomycota, Sordariomycetes, Hypocreales, Nectriaceae. The record is from the annotation of a RefSeq genome assembly.